Molecule: messenger RNA, 3770 nt
Organism: Ictalurus punctatus (channel catfish)
Lineage: Eukaryota; Metazoa; Chordata; Actinopteri; Siluriformes; Ictaluridae
Gene: gkup
Product: glucuronokinase with putative uridyl pyrophosphorylase
Exons: 23
Coding region: 97-1941 (614 amino acids)
Biological process (GO): biosynthetic process
Molecular function (GO): ATP binding; glucuronokinase activity
Source: RefSeq, a predicted model, not a curated record
GAAAUUUAAUGACACGCCCAGUUCCGGGUUGUUACUGAACCAUGCACUCUUUCUGAACAUCUUGCGAACUUUCAAUAGUAAAUAAGACGCUUUAAAAUGAUUUGCAUUUUACUUGUUGCAGGUCAUGGUACUGUUUUAGAGACGCAGAUUAAGUAUGAUGUCACAGGCUUGUACACACAUCUAGCUGGGGUGCCAAAAGCAUUACUACCUGGUGUUGGGGGGAAGAAAAUCCUAGAUUUUUGGUGGGAAACAGUCAACACGCGACAACUCUUCAGUGAAGUCUAUUUAGUCACAAAUGCAGAUAAGUACAAACAUUAUGAGCGGUGGGCAACUGCCAAUGACUUUCCAGUGGAGAACGUGGUGAAUGAUGGUAGCACCACUUUGGAGGAUCGGCUUGGGGCCGUCGCUGACUUGGAGUUGGUCAUCCGAAGCCGUCACCUUCAAGAUGACAUCAUGGUGAUUGCAGGAGACAUGCUUUGUUCUGACCAGAACUUUGACAUUGCUCAAGUUAUUCGUUUUUUUAGGUCUAAGUCUGGAGAUUUGGCUAUAUAUUAUGAGCUAGAAGAAGGGGAGAAAUGUUACUCCAGAGGCAUUGUAGAAGUAUGUCCAGAUUCUCAUAGGAUCAAGCGUUUCCUUGAGAAGCCACAGGAGGGCGUCACAGCAUCUCGUCUGGCCAGUGUGGUCUUCUACUGCCUCCGCAAAGAGACGCUAUCUCACAUCUCAGACUUCCUGCUCAAGCAGCCGGAUGUGGAAUACAGGACGUUCGGCAUGUUGUGGGAAUGGCUUAUAAAUGAAAAACAAUUGCCUGUGUUUGGAAUGAAGCUACCCACAGGGUUCCAGUUAAUUGGACAAGUGGGUCUGUCUGACUACACAAAAUGGCUUGCACACUACUCAACUAAACAGCAAGCGCUUCCAGCCAAACCCAUCACAUUCCGCUCUUAUGCCAGGGUUGGACUGAUGGGAAAUCCUUCUGAUGGCUUCAAUGGCAAAACCAUUGCUAUGACCAUCUCUAAUUUCUGGGCUGAAGUGACCCUAAUAGAAAGCCAGUCUCUGGUCCUCCUUCCUCAUCCACUGAAUGAUCCCACUGAGUUUGGCAGCCUACAGGAUCUGUUUCACAUCAGCCACAAAGAAGGGUAUUUGGGAGGGCUGAGACUGUUACAGGCCACCUGUAAGAAGUUUUAUCAGUUCUGCUCAAAUCAAGGCAUUGCUCUUACCAAGCAGAAUUUCACUCUAAAGUACGACACCAACAUUCCACGCCAAGUGGGCCUAGCUGGCAGUAGUGCAAUUGUAUCUGCUACCUUGAAGUGCCUGAUGAAAUUUUACAACCUCACUGAAGAUGAUCUUCCUAAACCAAUUCGAGCGAACUUUAUACUGAAUGUGGAGACAGAUGAGCUCUUUAUCACGGCCGGGUUGCAGGACAGAGUGGUACAGGUGUAUGAGGGUUUGGUGUACAUGGACUUUAAUAAGGAGCUAAUGGACAAGCAAGGUUAUGGGGAGUACAUCUCUAUGGAUAUGAGCAGUCUUCCCACGUUUUGGUUAGCUUACUUGGGGGAUCCAAGUGACUCUGGCCGCAUUCAUAGCAAUGUGAGAGAGCGCUGGCUGAAGGGUGAACCUGAAGUGGUAGAAGCCAUGAAACGCUUUGCUAAUCUCACAGACCAGGCCCGGGGAGCCUUCGAAUCUAAGGACUGGCCCAAAUUGUCCCAGCUUAUGGAUGAAAACUUUGAACUGAGACGGUCUAUUUACACUGAAUCUUGUUUGGGCACAGGAAAUCUCAGUAUGGUACAAAUGGCGAGACAGCUUGGCUCUGCUGUGAAGUUACCGGGCAGUGGUGGUGCUGUAGUGGGCCUGUGUAUGGAUCCUGACCGAUUGGUGGAGAUGAAGAGAGCAUUCCAGGAGGCUGGCUAUGUUUUCUGCCUGGUUGUGCCCCACAGUCCAUCUUAAUGCGUGGUGUACAAGUAAUUUUCCUAUGGACAACAUACAACGAAUUAUAUUGCACUUCUGUGCCUACACACUCUGCUAUCCAGGCUUAAGACAUCAUAAUAUACUAGAGGUCAUCAUUACUGGCUACAGUGUUGACUGGGGCAUGUGGACAGUGUAACCCUGGCCACAUAUAAGAGUCAUUGAACUCCUGUUUCUGUGUUUCAGGCAGCACAAACAAUUGUCUAUUUAAAGUUCUAUCAAUGCCAGCAUUGUACACCCAUCCUGUCCCUGUGUCUCUGUACAAUAAUGGCCACAGACUCAUAACCAAAAUGUUUGUUGUAAGGAGUGUAAUGUAUUCUGUAUGAAAACAGUCAUGUUUUUUUAUAUAUGUAUUAUAAACCACAGUGUAGUUGCACAUAUGGUUGGGCACGCUGGCUUUAUUUAAACAGCAAGUGAGGCUAUGCUCAUAAUUUGAUGGAAAUUUUAAUUAUAGCAUGGAAUGACUGAGGAUAUAAUAAUAAUAAUAAUAAUAAUAAUAAUAAUAAUAAUAAUAAUAAUAAUAAUAAUGUGGUGCAGUUCUCACACUUUUACUGAAAAGUGCUUUCAAGACAAAAUUGAUCAAUUCAGUCAAGGCAGUAAUUUGCUGUGUAUAUUUUUGAUCAUGUGAUUAUUCUGCUAGUUUAAAGCAUUUACUGUACUGUAUUUUGACAGAUAAUAAUCAGAAGAUAUUUUGAAAAUAUUUAGCAAAAACACAGUGUAGUUAAUGGUCUAUAAUUUUGGUAACAGAGGUGUACAAAGUAUUUUACAAUGUCACUGACAAUAAUGAAAAACGGAUGAGAGGAUUUAUUUUUCGUCUUCCUAAGAUCUUCAGGAAAUUUGGAGGAUGGAACUUCCUGUUGAACAUGUGACUUGUGGACUAUUUCAGAUAUUUCAUAGAGAAGAAAUGCAUGAAUAAAAUAUGCUAGAAGAAUGCUUGCUAAAUGCAUGGUUACUCAUGUGAAAAGAGGUUGAGUGAGCAGGAAAGAAGUCACUUCAAUUUCUUUGACUAAAAGGGUAAAGCAGGUAGCCAGAGAAAGCAUACUGGUCAUUUUGAUGUGCAUAUGGAAUGACCUGAUCUGGUUUCCUCCCCCAGUCCAAAGACAUGCAUUGUAGGUUGACUGGCAUUUCCAAAUUUGUCCAUAGUGUGUGUGAGAUUAUGGCCUGCGCUGGGUUGGCACCCAAUCCAGGGCGUCCCCUGCCUAGUGCCCUGAGUUCCUUUGGAUAGGCUCCAGGCUCCCCCAGCGACCCUGUGUAGCAUAAGCAGUAUGGAACAUGGAUGGAUGGAGUUAAAGUGGACUGGGACAGUGUUAUAGAUGCAUUGAUAUUUGUAAAUUUACUAUCAGCGGCACACAAAUGGCACCCCAAUUGUGGAAUCGUCCAUAUAAUCACAUAUAACUGUUCUGUGGCCUCUUUUUUUUUGUUUUUUUUUUUUUUUUUUUUUUUAGGAAUAUAGCAUACACUACCUUGUUUUUAUGGUGUUUUUAGGAUAUAUCAUGUGAUACAAAUAGUCCAGGGUUUUGAAUCCUGUACAUAGAUAUUCAUUAGUUACUUUCAAUAUUAAUUAUCUCUCACCUCAAAAUUGUCCAAAAAACUUUUCAAAAAUGCAAAAAUUAGACUUUUAUUCUUAGAAGUAUUUCAAUAAUUAUAUCUUAGUAUGAGUUAUAGUGAUCUGGGAUGGGUAAAAAUGCUGCUUUCUAAGUGUUGUAGACACAAAUUGACUCACCAUGUAAACUGAGUGUUACUGUCUUGUGAUACAAAUAGUCUAGCGUUUUGAAUCUUGUAAAUUGAAAUAAAACCUUUAAAACAACUGA